This is a messenger RNA of Zingiber officinale, 3626 nucleotides long. RefSeq lists its product as uncharacterized. The coding region runs from base 291 to 3344 and encodes 1017 amino acids. The transcript is spliced from 16 exons. The record is from RefSeq and is a predicted model, not a curated record. NCBI's taxonomy places the organism in Eukaryota, Viridiplantae, Streptophyta, Magnoliopsida, Zingiberales, Zingiberaceae. Gene Ontology annotation, molecular function: hydrolase activity.
GGCACGGACCCGAGUGGAAUCGACGACGACGUUCCCACUUGCGCUUCUUCGCUUGUGCUUCCGCGUACGUGUUGGAGAAGAAUAUGCCAAUCGCGGUUCCCUCCUUCCUCCCAACUAUUUUAGUGUCGUUCUGAUGCGAUUCGAGGCCCAAAUCAAUACCAACUUCUCGCUCGCUCUCUCGGUUCACGGAUCCGAAUUAGACAUAUUGUUUGAUGGAUUCUGUGGAAGAUGUUAUAUAAAUAUUUAUUGGAAAAUCUGUGGGACAUGCUUGGAGUUAUUCUGAUUGGUGGAUGGUUGGUCUGAAUAUUGGAGAUAAAGAAUCUAUGAGCUCAUUGCUGGAUACCCUCGAAAUGGAGAGGGUUACAACAAUCCUGAAUCCAACAUAUGCUUAUCCACAUGAGCAUUCAAGGCAUACUAUUACAGCAGUGAUAGUGACAUGUUUAUUCUUCAUUUCAUCUGAUAAUAUACAUACCCUCAUACAGAAACUGGACAACAAUAUUAAGUGGUGGUCUAUGUACCUAUUUUUAAUUGGAUUCUUCUAUUUCUUCUCGUCACCAUUUAUUGGGAAGAGAAUUAAACCAAAUUACUCAAACUUUAGCCGUUGGUAUGUUGUUUGGAUUUUUGUAGCAGCUCUCUAUCAUCUUCCUAGUUUUCUGUCUAUGGGAGUGGAUUUAAAGAUGAAUCUUUCCUUGUUUCUGACAAUAUAUGUAUCAUCUAUAGUAUUCCUUACUGUCUUCCAUAUUAUCUUUCUUGGCCUUUGGUAUGUUGGGCUUGUUGCUCGUGUAGCAGGAAAAAAACCAGAGAUAUUCACCAUUCUCCAGAAUUGUACUGUUAUAAGUAUUGGGUGUUGUGUUUUUUAUAGCCACUGUGGUAAUCGUGCCAUUCAAAGGCAUAAAUUCUUGGGAGAAAGAAAUUCUUUCAAUUCAUCUCAAUUUGUGAAAAGUAAAGAUGGGAGCAACUGGCUGUCAAAUUUUCUUCAAAUGUCUGAAUUAAAAGAUCAAAUCUGCUCAUCUUGGUUUGCUCCAGUUGGAUCUGCCAGUGAUUAUCCUUUUCUAUCAGGGUGGGUCAUUUAUGGAGAGUUAGCUUGCAGUGGAUCAUGUGCCGGUCCAUCUGAUGAAAUAUCUCCUAUAUAUUCGUUAUGGGCAACGUUCAUUGGCCUUUACAUAGCUAACUAUGUUGUUGAGCGAUCAACUGGAUGGGCUCUAACUCACCCCUUGUCAAUUUCGGAGCAUGAAAGGUUGAAAAAGCAGGUGGAACCUGAUUUCUUGGAUAUGGUUCCUUGGUAUUCUGGGACUUCAGCUGACUUGUUCAAGACAGUAUUUGAUCUAUUAGUUUCUGUAACACUUUUUGUUGGUCGUUUUGAUAUGAGGAUGAUGCAGGCUGCGAUGAGCAAUAAACCUGAAGAAGCAAAAGAUGGUGAUCUGUUCUAUGAUCACCUUAACGAUCGAGAUGAGCUGUGGUUUGAUUUUAUUGCAGACACUGGGGAUGGUGGAAACUCAUCUUAUGCAGUGGCUCGACUAUUGGCCCAGCCUUCCAUUCAGAUUAAGUCUAGCAACUCCAUCUGUGUUCUUCCCCGUGGUGAUCUACUUCUUAUUGGAGGAGAUCUGGCGUAUCCUAACCCUUCAGCAUUUACUUAUGAGAGGCGAUUUUUCUCUCCAUUUGAAUGUGCUCUGCAACCUCCACCUUGGUACAAGUCUGAGCAUAUAGCAUUCAAUAAGCCAGAGGUUCCUUAUGGAAUUUCAGAACUACGUCAGUAUGAUGGGCCUCAGUGUUUCCUAAUUCCUGGAAAUCAUGACUGGUUUGAUGGGCUACAUACUUUUAUGAGAUACAUAUGUCACAAGAGCUGGUUGGGUGGGUGGCUCUUGCCUCAGAAGAAAAGUUAUUUUGCCUUGCAACUUCCAAAGGGAUGGUGGGUAUUUGGUCUUGAUCUAGCUCUACACUGUGACAUUGAUGUUUACCAGUUCAAGUUUUUUGCAGAGCUAUGUAAAAACAAGGUUGGUGAGAAUGACUCUGUUAUUGUCAUGACACAUGAGCCAAACUGGUUACUUGAUUGGUACUGGAAUGAGACUACUGGGAAGAAUACAUCUCACUUAAUUCGUGAAUACCUGAAGGGAAGAUGCAAACUUAGAAUGGCAGGAGAUUUACAUCAUUACAUGCGCCAUACUGUCAUUCUUCCUUCUUCAAAGAAAUCUGUUCAUGCACAACACCUUCUUGUAAAUGGUUGUGGUGGGGCCUUUUUGCAUCCGACACAUGUCUUUCAGGAUUUCAAGGAAUAUGAUGGAGUUUUUUAUGAGAGAAGGGCUACAUACCCAUCCUUUGAUGAUUCGAGUAAGAUAGCAUUGGGCAAUAUUCUAAAGUUUCGUAAGAAAAAUUGGCAGUUUGAUAUAAUUGGUGGUGUUAUCUAUUUCAUAUUGGUGUUCUCUACGUUCCCACAGUGUAAUGUUGUACAAAUAUUACAAGAAGAUUCUUGGGCUGGUCGCAUAAAGAGCUUCUUGUUUAGAAUGUUCAAUGCUUUUGUUUACAUGUUGCAACACUCGUAUGUGUCUUCAGCAGGAACUCUCAUAUUGAUAUUGUCAUCAUAUUCAUUUGUUCCUGCAAAGUUAUCACGUAGAAGACGGGCUUUACUUGGUUUUGUUCAUGUGUUUGCCCAUAUGGUUGCCUCAUUUAUUCUAAUGUUGCUGUUGGAGUUGGGUAUCGAGAUGUGUAUUCGUAAUCAUCUUCUAGCAACUUCAGGUUAUCACACACUCUAUGAAUGGUACCAGGCAAUGGAGAGUGAGCAUUUCCCAGAUCCUACUGGUCUCCGUGCUCGCAUGGAGAAAUGGACGUUUGGACUUUAUCCAGCAUGCAUAAAGUACCUCAUGUCCGCCUUUGAUGUUCCAGAGUUGAUGGCUGUUACUAGAAGUAACAUAUGCAAAGGAGGUAUGGAGUCCUUAUCCCGUGGCAGUGCCAUCAUCUACUAUGCCUCUGUGUUUCUUUAUUUCUGGGUGCUUUCCACCCCUGUUGUAUCUCUUGUAUUCGGGAGCUAUCUGUACAUAUGUGUCAAUUGGUUACGAUUACACUUCGAUGAAGCUUUCUCAUCACUCCGGAUCGCAAAUUACAAAGCUUUUACUCGCUUCCACAUCACCACUUCUGGCGAUCUUGAGGUCUUCACUCUUGCAGUUGACAAGGUUCCGAAAAGUUGGAAACUAGAUCCUGAUUGGGAUGCGGAAAUAAGACAACCACGGCAACUUAGCCAUCAGAGAAGGUUCCCUAGCAAGUGGAAGGCUGCCUCAGGCACAGACCCUGUCAACUCAGUGAGAGUGGUAGAUCACUUUGUCAUCAAAAGAACGAAGGCCGUUCAAUAAUCUCCCUACUUAAUGUUUUUUUUCGUGGCCGGACGAUUUAUUCUUCUUCUCGUCAACAAGUUGCUCAUGCUGAAAGCUCAAUGCAACUGUAUGUCAAUAGUUCCAAAUAGGGAUGGGAGAUGUAUCCAAGUCUGAGGCCAGUGUAAUGUUUCAUCAUGAAUUUCUUUGGUUUUAUAGCUUGUGCUAGUCAUAGAAAGAGAUUACACAUAGCAUCCUUUUAAGCAAACAAUAUCCAUCAUUUGUGGGCUCUGAUAUUGCUAAUUUAUUUUUCUCACUGCUCAA